AUGGAUCAAAAGCAGAUCGAAGAUGCACUAAGUGAUUCAGAUUUUUCAUUUUCGGAUGAAAGUAUUGAUGACAGCGAUGCCGAUCCUCUUUUUCAACUAUCAGAAAGUGAUGACGAAUCCAGUGAUCAUGAAUCCCUUCCAGUACAACUUAAUGCUGAUAAUGAUAAUAUAUCAUCUAACUGGUAUCCUGUUACAGGUAAUUACCAAAAAUAUUUUACUUAUGAAAACGAUUGCACGUUACCUAUAGAAUUAUUGGCAAAUAAUGAGCCAUAUGAUUAUUUUAAAUUAUUUCUUACUGACGAUAUACUUAACUGCAUGGUCUUGGAAACUAAUAGAAAUGCUGAACAAUAUCUAAAAAGUAUUAGACUGUCGCGUAGUAGUAGAUUCCGUUCAUGGCAACCUAUAGUAUUAGAGGAUAUGACGAAAUUUAUUGGACUGUUACUUUGGAUGGGUGUAGUGAAAUAUCCAAACAUUGCUGAUUACUGGAGUAAAGCGGAAAGAUAUGAAAAUAGUGUAGCUCCAAAAAUAAUGAGCCGAAACAAAUUUGAACUAAUAUUACGAUUCUGGCAUUUUGCCGAUAAUGAAACAAGUGAUAAAUCCGAUCGUCUGUACAAAAUAAGGAAUAUUCUUGAUAAAAUUAAUUUCAAUUUUGAACAUUUACUGACACCCGGAGAAAUCAUUGCAGUAGACGAGUCUAUGAUUCCUUUCAGAGGGAGAUUGAAAUUUCGACAAUACAUUCCAAGUAAACGACACAAGUACGGAGUUAAACUAUUCAAAAUAUGUGAUGUUAACGGUUUUACAUACAAAAUAAUUAUUUAUGAGGGAAAACAGUCUAUAUCAGGUCAAUCUUUAGGUGAAACAAUCGUAUUGUCUUUAUGCGAAAAAUAUUUAGAAAAAGGUAGAACAAUUGUCACAGAUAACUUUUAUACAUCUGUCCCACUCGCUAAGCAACUUUUAAAUAAAAAAACACAUUUAGUAGGGACACUUAGGAAAAAUCGCCGUUAUUUACCUAAAGAGGUUAUAACCAAAAAAAUUAAAAAAGGUGAAAUUUUUGGGAAAGAAGACGAUAACGGAAUUGUAGUGUCAAAAUUUAAAGAUAAAAGAGAUAUAUUUUUACUAUCUACACGUCAUAAAUUAGAUAUUGUAGACACAGGAAAACAAUCCAGAAAAAAAGAAAGUAUUUUGAAGCCAGAUGUUAUUUUAUUUUAUAACGCAGGAAAAGCUGGUAUUGAUUUAUCAGACCAACUCGCAUCUUAUUCUUCUCCAGUCAGAAAAAGCAUCCGCUGGUAUCAUAAAGUUAUGACUGAGAUAUUACUUAAUACUAGUGUUAUUAACGCUCAAAUCAUGCAUAAUAUAAAACAUAAUGAUUCAAAAAUGAAUGUAAAACAAUUUCGCGAGUCGUUAAUUGAUAAAAUGCUCGACCUAAAACCCACCAGUCGAAAAUUACCUCAACAAAUGACAACGCCUAACACACUAAAAUCAACAGGAAAUCAAAGGAGAUCAGCAGCACCUAAACACAAAAUAGAGGAAACGGAAGAAAAGUGUCCAAGAAAUAGAAAACUAAGAAAACGUUGUUCAGAGUGUUAUAAGAAAAUAUCACAAGAAAAAGGAUUUAGGUAA
Molecule: messenger RNA, 1620 nt
Organism: Acyrthosiphon pisum (pea aphid)
Lineage: Eukaryota; Metazoa; Arthropoda; Insecta; Hemiptera; Aphididae
Product: piggyBac transposable element-derived protein 4-like
Exons: 1
Coding region: 1-1620 (539 amino acids)
Source: RefSeq, a predicted model, not a curated record